AGCUGCUGUUGUAAACCUUGUCGAAGCACAUGUUCCCGUGCUCGGAAAAUUCUCAGAGUCGUUCCUAUGCUCCCGAAAGAUCUGUUAGUAAUGGUUAUGCAGAAGCAUCAGAAGUACUUUGCGUUGACGGACACGAACGGAAGUUUGUUGACGUAUUUCAUUGCUGUUGCAAAUGGAGCGAUUAAUGAAUCAGUUGUUAAGAAAGGAAAUGAAGCUGUACCCAGAGCUCGAUACGAAGAUGCUAAGUUCUUUUAUGAAUUGGACACUAGUAAAAGGUUUUCGGAGUUCCGGGGUCAACUGAAUGGAAUUCUUUUUCAUUUUUUCCCUACUCUUCGUAUUGACAAAAUAACAUGUAUAUGUCUGGUCUCUCUCUCUAAAAAGAUGAAAUUUACGGGAGAAACUUGGAACGAUGGAGGACAAAAUGAUACGGGUCGAGAGUACCGUUAGUGAACUCGGGUCGGCCCUAGGGCUAAGUGAAGAUAAGCUUUAGAUUGUUCGUGAAACUGCAUCACUCGCUAUGUCUGACCUCUCAGCUGCUGUUGUUACGGAAUUUACGUCUUUAUCAGGAAUAAUGGCACGCCACUAUGCUCUUCGUGAAGGAUACUCGCAACAGGUUUCCGACGCAUUGUUUGAGAUUACAAGCAGCAUGAAUAAAACACUUGGAGAAUCAUACAACAUCAGAACCGGCCACCCAGUCACAAAUUUUCUCCUCAUCACAACAGCAGUAAUGUGGCCACGAACCCAUGAUGCAAAUUUGCAGCACUUUUAAGUCUAAAACAGUGAGUAUGUGGACUUAAAGAAAACAGUCUUGAAAUAGUUAUUAGUUUACGUGUAAAGUCGUUUUCCUUUGUAACUUUUGUAGAUAGGUUUUGAUUAGAAGUUAAUAUUUAUAAUUAGUAUUACUAUUUAAAUUAAAAACUUAUAUA
Molecule: messenger RNA, 926 nt
Organism: Helianthus annuus (common sunflower)
Lineage: Eukaryota; Viridiplantae; Streptophyta; Magnoliopsida; Asterales; Asteraceae
Product: glycine--tRNA ligase, chloroplastic/mitochondrial 2
Exons: 5
Coding region: 67-447 (126 amino acids)
Biological process (GO): glycyl-tRNA aminoacylation
Cellular component (GO): chloroplast stroma; mitochondrion; cytoplasm
Molecular function (GO): glycine-tRNA ligase activity; ATP binding
Source: RefSeq, a predicted model, not a curated record